This is a messenger RNA of Lepisosteus oculatus (spotted gar), 3894 nucleotides long. NCBI's taxonomy places the organism in Eukaryota, Metazoa, Chordata, Actinopteri, Semionotiformes, Lepisosteidae. The record is from RefSeq and is a predicted model, not a curated record.
CAUGCCCGAUAUUGUUCUCUUGAAAAGACCAAGGGAACAGUUAGGCAUAAAGCUGACAGGGGGGAUUGGCAGCAAGUGGCAAGGCAUUUAUGUUCUGGAAGUGGUUUCUGCCUCUCCUGCCAGUGAGGAGGGCAGCCUUCAGCCCCGUGACAAGAUACUGUACAUCUGUGGGAAGUGCACCAUGGGAAUGAGCUUACAGGAAGCCGUGAAAGCCUGCGAGUCAGCCGCUCGCAAAGUGAAGAUCAAGGCCACCAGAGAUGAUCAACCUGUGGUACCCAAGGGAAGGUGGAAUGGUUUAUUUGAAUGGAAAAAGGAUGUUAAGUUUUUCCCCCGAUAUGAAGAGCAAAUUCCUAUGGAACCAGAGACACCAUGUGAAGACACAAAACAGUUAGCUGAGAGUGGAGCAAAGUUCCAAGAGGAGUUACUUGUCACUUCUGAACCUGAGAGCUGCAUUGUCCAGGUGGACAUCCAGAAGCCCGAGAAAGGAGGCCUGGGCUUUGCCCUUGUGGGGGGCAGCAGUGGCAUUGCCCUCAGGGUAAAGGGUAUCUGCCCUGGCAGCGUGGCACAGCUGGACGGCCGACUGCAGGUGGGGGACAUCCUGUUGGAGGUCAAUGGAGAUAUAGUGUCGGGCCUGAGUCACAACAAGGUGGUAGAAAUGCUGAGGAAAGCAGAAGGAACUGUCUGUCUCACUGUCUCCAGGAAUUUACCGGCUUCCUCAAGUGAAUGUGUAAAACAGUUGUCAGAAACCCACAGACAUAAUCCACAACACACUGCCAAAGAACAAGACUUGAAACAAACCAGAGGACCAUGGCACUUCAAAACCACACUGGCUUUUGAAACACACACUGGGGAAAGCAGGACUUCUCCGUCUCCAGUGCAGAACUGCAGUACUCCUCUUUGUGUCCCAAACACUCCUCAGGACAGCUCAGACAGUGGAAUACCUCAGAAAACACACUUGGCACAGACAAAGGGGAUUCCUGCAGGUGGCUGGAGUAGUGAUGAGGAUGAUGAGGUGCUUCUUCCUUCUGUUCAAGAUAUACAGCCCUCGACAGGCAGAAUUAUUGUGUCGGAGAAGGAGCUGGCCAGGUUGUCGCUGAUAAGCCCCCCUGCGAAUGGACAGUAUUGUGGGUCCAGAGUGAAAGAGCUAAUUGAAACGCUGCAGCUGAGGCUCGAGCAGCAGGAGGUGGUGAAAGAGUUUAUGGCCUUGGAGCACCUGAAACCAUCUGACAACUGCCUUAUAGGAAAAGCCCCAGAGAACAGAGAGAAAAACAGAUACAGGGACAUUCUGCCUUAUGACAAAACACGGGUUCCUGUGGGUGAACAACAAGGGUAUAUAAAUGCCAGUUUCAUCAGAAUGUCUGUGGGGCCAGAGGAGAAUUGGUACAUUUCAUCUCAGGGACCAUUGCCUGGGACAGUCGAUCUCUUUUGGCAAAUGGUGUGGGAGAAUAAGUCGGAUGUGAUUGCCAUGAUGACUCAGGAGGUGGAACGGGGAAGAGUGAAGUGUCACAGAUAUUGGCCAGAGGAAUUAAAUGUGCCAAUGGAUACCAGCAAAUACCAGCUUCAUCUGGACAAUUUUCAGAUUCAUCAUUAUUUUCAUAUUAACAUCAUCAGGAUGAUUGAAAAGGAAACUGGAGGUACGCACAUUGUGAAACACUUCAAAUUCACUACGUGGCCGGACCACUGCACACCAAGGUCCUCAGACCAGCUGGUGAGGUUCAUCCUCUACAUGAGAUCAGUGCACAGGCAGGGUCCGGUGAUUGUUCACUGCAGCGCGGGGAUCGGGAGGACCGGCGUGCUUAUUUGCACUGAUGUUAUUCUCACAAUGAUAGAGAAAGACUUAAAUAUCAAUGUGAGUGAUAUUGUGAAGGAGAUGAGACAACAGCGAUAUGGAAUGAUUCAAACAAAGGAACAGUACCUCUUCUGUUACACAGUCUGGCUGGAGGUUCUACAAAGCAUCCUGCUUCUUCAGAAUGGUAACCAAGGGCAACAGGAAAAUGUGUUGUAAUUUAAUCAUGUUUUCUAUGAUAAGUUAUUGCGCCAUUUCCAAAGAACAGCAUUUGUGUCUGUAUAUAUACCACAAAAGGUUUUAACAGCAAAUAUCUACAUAUAUUUUUCUCUAAUCUCUUUUCAGUAUUGAUUCUGAAAUGUGCUGUUUUAUAAUGUGUGUAAUUUAAAAGCAUGCAGUCCUUAAAAAUACAUUCAUGUAUGUGGAAUAUAUGCUGAGCCAUCUGGUUUUAAAAGAAGACCAAUCCGGCCUUUUUUUAAUACAUUGGUUUCUUGUUUUUCUCCUUUAUUUAUUAAGGUACAGUAGACUGUUCAAGAGCACCGAUUGCACAUUGUGGCUCUUAGUCAUUUUGCCUUGGAUGUUUAACAUAUGGAAAGUGUUAGCACUCAUGACUUCAAAUAAGCCUUCAUUUAAACUUCAAUUGUUAAGCAUUCAAUUGUUUAAAUCUCUUCUCCAAGUUAUGUUAAGUUGAAAUGGCAAUUUGUUCAAGAAUGCAUUUUACAUUGACUGUUAUUAGUGUAAUAACAUCAAUGAAAUUCAUGAAUCACAUUUUAUGAUUUCAAGACUGAUUUUUAAUGAAUGUAGCUUGAAUGCUAAAAUAAUCAUGAUAUUUAUUUUUCAAAUCCUUAAUCCUCUCUAAAAACUGAUUUUUAAAUCUUAAAUCCACUGUUCAAAUAAAGAAUAAAGUUCUUUUUGAGAUCACAUGUGAAGUUGGACAUAUGAUUUUAUACUUAACUCAAAAUGGAAUCCCACAGAUUACAAACAGCUUCUAAAGAUUUGGACUGCAAGACAAGGAGUUCAAUAACUAACAGAUGUAGGAUGGCCAGAGGUUCUACCACGUGAAGUAAAUAAAACAUGCAGAACUUUUGUGUGAUUGAGAAUAAGGUUUUAUGCGGUGGUCAAUUUUCAAAGGCAGCAUGUUGUACCAACUACAGCAGGAGAGAAUCACAGAGAAACAACAUGAUGAAACAGGAAGAUAAUGUCAGUGGAGCAAGGACGUAGACGAUGAGCUCAGAUCUGUGCCCAUGUUCAGACAGAUGGCCUGCUCUAGCUCUGCUUCCUCUAUGACUUCAACCAAAGACUACAGUCUUUUGUGUAGAGAAAAAUUAAAGGUAUGAUGGCCAAUACUGCCUGUAAGAGACAUUUUUAAAAAUACAUAUGUAAGAUUUUAGGAUAUAUAUUUUAAUACAAUAAUCAUCAAUACUUAAACAUGAACAUUCAAAAUUUAUUGCAGACAGAUUGAUUUUUUUCCAUAACUUAGCACUUUAGCUAAAGAAGUCAUUGGGUCAUAAAUUUUGAACAAUUGUUCUUUAAAUCCAAAACUUGAAUUUACAUUAAACAUACAUUUAAGUGUAAAUUCACUGUGAUUGUUAUGCAUAACAAGUUUUAAAAAAGUAUUCAAUCAAUAGAACAUUGCUGUUUAUAGGUUUUUGACCAUUUUGAACAACAGGAUUGGAAAUUCAUGAAAAAAUAAGAUUUACUGUUUCUACUAAUGAGAAAAGCAGAUCCUGCCUGGAAAGGAAUAUUGACACCAUAGAGACCCAUGCCACCAGGACAGGUAUUAGAUUAUUUCAAUAAAGAAACAAUUGGUAGAAUUUUGGAAAUUUGUUGUUUCUUCCAUUAUUUCAGCAUAUUGCACUGUACAGUAUGUUUUAAUAAACGAAUGAAUGCCAUUGUGGAAACUUUGAUUCUAAUAAUGUAUCUGUAUUAUAUGUACAGUUUACUCAGGAGACUUUGUACACAUUUCAGUUGUAUAUUUAUCUAGAAUUGCACAAUUACAUCAUUCAAACAGUACAGAUUUUCUACUAUACAUAUAUGAAAUGUUUUUUCAAGUGUUUCAUGUUGUAUGCUUUUCUAAAUUUCUAAGUCUUGUCAAUAUACAUAUAUAU